Messenger RNA from Carica papaya (papaya), 6613 nucleotides. Lineage: Eukaryota; Viridiplantae; Streptophyta; Magnoliopsida; Brassicales; Caricaceae. The record is from RefSeq and is a predicted model, not a curated record.
UUUGGUGGUGUUUGCAGUUAAAAUUUCCAUAUGUCCAGACGCUAACAUCCAUUGUUGACAGUUGCCAUCUCCGCUCCAGUCUCCAGUCUCCACCUUCCUUUUUCGCUUUUGUCAUCUUCCCUGUAUAACUAUAAUAACAUUCAAUCUUCAAUCUUACUCUUCCGUUUCUGCUUUCUCUUCUGUGCCUCUUAUGGCCAUUUCUCAACUUCUUUCGUCUUUCCUUCUCUAAUAUCGCUUUCUCUUUCUGCAAGCAAUCUCCCUUUCUCUCUGUCUAGGGUUCCUGUUCACGUCCGAAUUCGCUAUGGGAACUUCAACGAGGCAGUUGAAAGCCAUGCUUCGGAAGAAUUGGCUUCUCAAGGCUCGUCAUCCUUUUAUUACUGCUGCUGAGAUUUUGCUUCCUGCAAUUGUCAUGUUAGCCUUAAUUGCGGUCAGGACGAGAGUUGACACGCAGAUUCACCCAGCUCAACCAUAUAUCCGGAAAGACAUGUUUGUGGAGGUGGGAAAGGGUAUAUCGCCGAAUUUCCAACAAAUUCUGGAAUUGUUGUUGGCUAAAGGAGAAUAUUUAGCUUUUGCACCAGAUACAGAAGAAACAUGGAAGAUGAUUAAUAUAUUGUCAAUAAAGUUUCCUAAACUGAAGCUAGUUUCUAGAAUUUACAAAGACGAACUGGAGUUGGAAACAUACAUACGAUCUGAUCUCUAUGGUUCUUGCAGUAAUGUCACGAAUUGUUUGAAUCCAAAAAUUAAAGGAGCAAUUAUAUUUCAUGAACAAGGACCGCGGUCAUUUGAUUAUAGUAUUCGCCUCAACCACACUUGGGCUUUCUCUGGAUUUCCUGAUGUCAAAUCCAUCAUGGACACGAAUGGCCCGUACCUUAAUGAUCUGGAAUUGGGUGUAAAUAUUAUACCCACAUUGCAGUAUAGUUUCAGUGGAUUUUUAACUCUUCAGCAAGUGUUAGAUUCAUUCAUAAUAUUUGCUGCCCAGCAAACUGGGGAUGGAUUUACUACCGAAACUGUGGAACUGUCAUCACUUAGUCUACAGUGGACAGAAUUUAGCCCUUCAAAGAUAAGAAUAGCCCCCUUUCCAACUUGUGCAUACACUGACGAUGAGUUCCAGUUCAUCAUCAAGAAAGUCAUGGGAGUACUGUAUCUUUUGGGAUUCCUCUAUCCGAUUUCUCGCUUAAUCAGCUUUUCUGUGUUCGAGAAGGAGCAGAAGAUAAGAGAAGGCCUUUACAUGAUGGGUUUGAAAGAUGGAAUAUUCCAUCUUUCAUGGUUUAUUACAUAUGCAUUGCAGUUUGCAGUCUCCUCAGGUGUUAUUACUGUUUGUACAAUGAGUAGCCUUUUCAAGUACAGCGAUAAGACAGUUGUUUUCGUGUAUUUCUUUUUGUUUGGACUAAGUGCAAUCAUGCUGUCCUUUUUGAUUUCUACGUUCUUCACACGAGCAAAGACGGCUGUGGCUGUUGGAACCCUUUCGUUUCUUGGGGCCUUCUUUCCUUAUUAUACUGUUAAUGAUGAGGCUGUCUCUAUGGUGUUGAAGAUAAUUGCUUCUUUGCUUUCACCCACAGCGUUUGCUCUUGGAUCAAUUAACUUUGCUGAUUAUGAGCGGGCUCAUGUUGGACUUCGUUGGAGCAACAUGGAGUUUGUUGUUAGGGUCCCAAGUAAUGGAUCUAGUCAUGGGAUGAUGACCAUGAAUUCAGUCCUUCCCAGGGAUAACGGGGUGCGUUAUCCUUGGAACUUUGUGUUCAUGAAGUGCUUUUGGGACAAGAAAAGUACCAUCAAGAACACUUUUUCCAGUUUGGAAGCCAGAAUCAAUGAUAGGCUUUCUAAGAGGGCAAUGUUUUAUCAAAAUAAUGAGUCUGGACCUGCUGUUGAGGCAAUAAGCUUGGACAUGAAGCAGCAAGAGCUAGAUGGCAGAUGUAUCCAGAUUAGGAACCUCCACAAGGUUUAUGCUAGUAGAAAGGGUGAAUGUUGUGCUGUUAAUUCCUUGCAGCUUACCUUGUAUGAAAAUCAGAUUCUUGCUCUUCUAGGGCAUAAUGGAGCUGGUAAAAGUACGACAAUAUCAAUGCUUGUUGGACUUCUGCCCCCAACCUCAGGAGAUGCUUUGAUAUUUGGGAAGAAUAUCAUAACAGACAUGGAUGACAUACGGAAGGGAUUGGGUGUGUGCCCGCAGCAUGAUAUCCUUUUUCCAGAAUUGACAGUGAGAGAGCAUUUGGAAAUGUAUGCCAUUUUGAAGGGUGUUAAGGAAGACAGUUUGGAAAGUGCUGUAAAUGAUAUGGUUGAUGAAGUUGGGUUGGCUGAUAAAGUGAACACUGUUGUGAGGGCUCUUUCUGGUGGGAUGAAGAGGAAGUUAUCACUUGGAAUUGCACUUAUCGGAGGCAGUAAGGUGAUUAUUCUUGAUGAACCCACUAGUGGGAUGGAUCCAUAUUCAAUGCGCCUGACGUGGCAGCUAAUUAAAAAAAUAAAAAAGGGCAGGAUAAUACUAUUAACAACACACUCGAUGGAUGAGGCCGAUGAACUAGGAGAUCGAAUAGCAAUCAUGGCUAACGGUUCUUUAAAGUGCUGCGGAAGCUCGAUUUUCUUGAAGCAUCAAUAUGGAGUUGGAUACACUCUCACUUUGGUUAAGUCUGCACCUACUGCUUCGGCAGCUGUUGAUAUUGUUUACCGCCAUAUUCCAUCUGCAACUUGCGUGAGUGAGGUUGGAACUGAGAUUUCUUUCAAGCUUCCUCUGGCAUCUUCAUCUUGCUUUGAGGACAUGUUUAGGGAAAUUGAAAGUUGCAUGACAGAAUCAGUUAGCAGCUCUGGAAAAAUUGGUACUAGGGAUUCAAAUGAUUUUGGGAUUGAAAGUUAUGGUAUAUCAGUGACAACUCUAGAGGAGGUAUUCUUGAGAGUUGCUGGAUGUGACUGCGAUGAAGUUGAAUGUGUUAAGCAGGGAGAAACAAUUAUUUCACCCGAUUCUGUGCUAUCUGAAGCCUCCUAUGGACAAUCUCCUAGAAGGAUUUCCUUUUCUAAAUUGCUUGGAAAUUGUACAAAGUUUGUCGAAGUAAUAUCUAUUAUAGUGGGAAGAGCUUGUGGUUUGAUCAUUGGUGCAGUUUUUAAUUUCAUUAACUUCUUAAGUAUGCAGUGCUGCAGCUGUUGUCUCAUGUCAAGAUCAAUGCUUUGGCAACAUUGUAAAGCACUGUUUAUAAAGAGGGCAAUAUCAGCUCGUAGAGAUCAGAAAACAAUUGCUUUUCAACUUCUAAUUCCUGCAGUUUUCUUGUUUUUCGGUCUUCUUUUUCUUAAGCUUAAGCCACACCCUGAUCAGCUGUCUGUGACAUUCACAACUUUGCAUUUUAAUCCUCUGUUAAGUGGUGGUGGUGGUGGCGGUCCAAUUCCUUUUGAUCUAUCCUGGCCUAUUGCAAAGGAGGUGGCAGGCUAUAUUGAAGGAGGGUGGAUCCAGAGGUUCAGAGAGAGCUCAUUUAGAUUUCCUGAUUCAGAAAGAGCACUAGCUGAUGCAGUUGAGGCAGCAGGUCCAACUCUUGGACCCACUUUACUGUCAAUGAGUGAAUUUUUAAUGUCUAGCUUCAAUGAAUCGUACCAGUCAAGGUAUGGGGCAAUCGUGAUGGAUGAUCAGAACGAUGAUGGGAGUUUAGGAUAUGCUGUUCUGCAUAACAGUUCUUGCCAGCAUGCAGCUCCAACCUAUAUCAACAUAAUUAAUGCAGCAAUUCUUAGGCUUGCUACUGGCAACAAGAACAUGACAAUUCAAACACGCAACCAUCCUUUGCCAAUGACAAAAAGCCAGCACUUGCAGCGUCAUGAUCUGGAUGCCUUCUCUGCAGCAGUGAUUGUUAACAUUGCAUUUUCAUUUAUUCCCGCCUCCUUUGCCAUUCCGAUUGUAAAGGAACGAGAAGUGAAAGCAAAGCACCAGCAACUGAUUAGUGGGGUUUCUAUACUGUCAUACUGGGCAUCUACCUACAUUUGGGACUUCAUCAGCUUCUUAUUUCCCUCAACAUUCGCAAUAAUUCUCUUUUACAUCUUUGGUUUAGACCAGUUUGUUGGAAGGGGUUGCUUUUUGGCGACAAUUCUCAUGUUUUUGGAGUAUGGACUGGCAAUUGCAUCAUCAACAUAUUGCCUUACAUUCUUUUUUUCUGAACACAGCAUGGCUCAGAAUGUGGUUCUCCUGGUUCACUUUUUCACUGGACUGAUUCUCAUGGUUAUGUCAUUUAUCAUGGGUCUUAUAGAGACAACCAGAAGUGCAAAUUCAUUCCUUAAGAAUUUCUUCAGAUUAUCACCAGGGUUUUGCUUUGCUGAUGGACUUGCUUCGCUGGCUCUUCUGCGGCAAGGAAUGAAAGAUAAAUCAACUCAUGGGGUUUUUGAUUGGAAUGUUACUGGUGCCUCUAUUUGUUAUCUUGGUAUGGAGAACAUUUGUUACUUCCUCUUGACCCUUGGGUUUGAAACUUGCCUUCCAACAUAUUGAGUCGAGUUGCAAUUAAGGAGUGGUGGAAGAGUGUCAAAAGUUCUCCAGCCUGGGAAUUCUUCUAGCUAUUUGGAACCUCUUAUACAAUCUUCCUCAGAGCCUGUUGCUCCUGAACUCAAUGAAGAUAUAGACGUCCGGACGGAGAGAAACAGGGUGCUGUCAGGUUCUAUAGAUAAUGCCAUAAUCUACUUGCAUAAUCUGCGGAAGGUGUAUUGUGGAGGCAAGAAUUAUGGAGGAAAAAUAGCUGUACACUCGUUAACUUUCUCAGUUCAGGCAGGAGAAUGUUUUGGAUUUUUAGGGACAAAUGGAGCUGGGAAGACUACUACUCUAUCAAUGCUAUCUGGAGAAGAAACUCCAACAGAUGGCACUGCUUAUAUUUUUGGCAAAGAUAUCCGUUCAAAUCCCAAUCCUGCCUGCCGGCAUAUUGGAUAUUGCCCUCAAUUUGAUUCUUUAUUGGAAUAUCUGACUGCCAAGGAGCACCUUGAGCUUUACGCAAGAAUAAAAGGAGUUGCAGAUCAUAGAAUAAAUGAUGUUGUUAUGGAAAAGUUAGCUGAGUUUGACUUGUUGAAGCAUGCCAACAAACCAUCAUUUACCCUUAGUGGAGGAAACAAACGCAAAUUGUCUGUUGCAAUUGCAAUGAUUGGAGAUCCUCCGAUUGUCAUCCUUGAUGAGCCAUCAACAGGUAUGGAUCCAAUAGCCAAACGAUUCAUGUGGGAAGUGAUAUCCCACUUAUCAACAAGACGAGGAAAGACAGCAGUCAUUUUAACUACCCAUAGCAUGAAUGAAGCACAAGCUUUAUGCACAAGAAUUGGAAUAAUGGUUGAAGGCCGUCUUAGAUGCAUUGGGAGUCCCCAACACUUGAAAACACGUUUUGGGAACCAUCUUGAGCUAGAGGUUAAACCUACUGAGGUCAGCUCUGCAGAUUUAGACAACCUUUGCCAAAAUAUUCAACAGUGGCUUUUUGACAUCCCUUCACACCGGAGAACCUUGCUUGAUGAUCUUGAAGUUUGUAUACGGGGUACUGACUCAAUUACACCAGACAAUGCAUCAGCAGCAGAAAUUAGUUUGUCACUAGAAAUGCUAACUAUUAUUGGACGCUUGCUCGGUAAUGAAGAAAGAAUAAAGACACUUAUAUCUUCAACACCUGUCUGUGAUGGGCUGUUUGGAGAACAGUUAUCAGAGCAGUUGAUUCGAGAAGGUGGCAUACCAUUGCCGUUAUUCUCAGAAUGGUGGCUAGCCAAGGAAAAGUUUUCCACAAUAGGUUCAUUUAUCCAAUCUUCAUUUUCUGGUGCAAUAUUUCGGGGGUGCAAUGGAUUGAGUGUUAAGUACGAGUUGCCAUAUGGAGAGGGCCUUUCACUUGCAGAUGCUUUUGGAUGCCUAGAAUGGAACAGAAAUCAAUUGGGAAUAGCAGAAUACAGUAUUAGCCAGUCAACUCUGGAAACAAUAUUUAACCAUUUUGCAGCCAACUCAUGAUAUCUUCUUGUCCAAGUAAUUGGCUUGUAAUUUUUUUCGAGCCAUUAUUUGUGGGAAGCAAGAAAAGGGAGCCAGGAAUCAAACGUCAAAUGCUGCCUUCUUCUCCCGUCUGUCAAAAACAUUCUCACCACUUGUAAAUGAUAGAAAGCAUAGGAUCUACAGACUUACGAAGUUCUAAAACAUUGAAAUUCAUAUUGUCUAAGUCUCAUGCCAUGAGCCGGCACAGCGGACAUGAUCCUGCAAUCACCCAUAACUUCUUGCCACUGCAUCAGCACAUGCACAAUGAUCUUGAAGCUCAAACUUACUGGGUGCAUUGACCCAGAAUCUAUUAACAGGGCCUAAUCUCACUGGGAUAAAAGAUUCAUUUCAUGGGGCGUGUGUUGCGUGGUUGGAUCAGUAAUGGGCUGGCGUGAGGCCUAGGAAAUUGACUUUCGGACCUGAUGUCAUGAGCCUUGACCGAAGGCCAACCGUACAAGAAGAACUAUUAUUUAGGAGGGCCAGAAUUUACUAGACCCAAGUCCAUUGUACUUAAUGUUAGGCCCAAAACAAAAUGGACCACUGGUCCGAGUUUAUUUGGGACAAAGACCACCCACUUAUUUUGGUAUAGAAAUCUUUGAUGAAUAUGUUAUAUCCUCGUCUACAUAUUUUUGUGUAGAAAUCUUGAUUGCAUGAAUCAUGAAUUUUAUCCCUCAA